Messenger RNA from Protopolystoma xenopodis, 228 nucleotides. Lineage: Eukaryota; Metazoa; Platyhelminthes; Monogenea; Polystomatidea; Polystomatidae. The record is from the annotation of a GenBank genome assembly.
CGUGCGAGUGACCUUUGCUUUGUGUUGAUCAAUCCAUCCAAUGUACGCAGCAUGAUGAAAGAGCUGCUUGCGUACCUGGAAGUCUGUGAUUCCGAUUUUAAAAGUGAUGUCUGCUCGAACAUUAUCAUCGCUGCAGAACGGUAUGCUCCCAGCAAGCGUUGGCACAUCGACACUAUCCUCAUGGUCCUCACUACGGUUAUCUUAGGCCUCUUACCUAAUAUAUCUUAA